Molecule: messenger RNA, 1395 nt
Organism: Papaver somniferum (opium poppy)
Lineage: Eukaryota; Viridiplantae; Streptophyta; Magnoliopsida; Ranunculales; Papaveraceae
Product: purine permease 3-like
Exons: 2
Coding region: 11-1138 (375 amino acids)
Cellular component (GO): membrane
Molecular function (GO): purine nucleoside transmembrane transporter activity
Source: RefSeq, a predicted model, not a curated record
CAUCAUUUCAAUGGCUACAUCCGAGAUGAACCUUGAAACACUAGAAAAUCUAGGAGCAACCGAGAAUUGCAAAUCAAAACUACAUACAGAACCACCAACCAAACACAAAAACUGGCUAUUAACUUGUAUUAAUUGUGCCAUAGUUUUUUGUGGUGUAAUAGGAAGUCCUCUCUUACUGAGACUAUACUUUCUUCACGGCGGCGAUCGUAAAUGGCUUAGCAGUUGGAUUCAAACAGCUGGUUUUCCAGUUCUCAUACUUCCUCUCAUUUUUCUCUACAUUCGGUCUGAAUUAUUCGCAUCACGAAACAAUGAUCACGUAUCGUCUUUCUUUAUGGAACAAAAGUUGUUUCUUUCGAGUGCUGCAAUCGGAUUUCUGUAUGGUGUUGUUAAUUUCAUGUAUGCCUUGGGGUUAUCUUAUAUUCCUGUAUCAACUUCAUCUAUUCUUUGUGCAACACAACUAUGUUUCAGUGCUUUCUUUGCAUGGUUGAUUGUGAAACAAAAAUUUACAGCAUUUAUUAUAAAUGCAAUAGUUAUAAUGACACUUGGAUCGGUCUUACUGGGUAUUAACAGCAACGGUGAUCGACCAGUUGGGGUAUCAAAAGCUCAGUACUUGAUAGGGUUUGUUAUGACGUUGGGUUCUGCUGCUUUAAGUGGCCUAAUCAUGCCUAUGAUUGAAAUUGCUUUCAGUAAAGCAACCAGAAGUAUUACUUAUUCUAGUUUGUUGCAGUUCCAAAUCACUCUUGCCAUAUCUGCAAAUGCCUUGAACAUCAUCGGGGUGCUAAUAAACAAGGACUUUCAGGCUAUACAUAGAGAAGCAAAUGAGUACGAACUUGGGAAGACCAAGUACUAUAUCAUAUUGUUUUUCACAGCAUUUACAUUUCAAUUGAUGACCAUGGGAGUCCUUGGUGUGAUUCUAUACACGAGUGCUCUUUUCAAUGGUAUAUUCACAUCAGUCCUCAUCCCAUUCACACAAGUUGCAGCCGUCAUAUUUUACCACGAGAAGUUCACAGGAUUAAAAGGAAUGGCGUUGGCGUUAUGUCUUUGGGGUUUCUGUUCUUACUUCUAUGGAGAAUACAAGAUGCUGCAGAAGGUUGUCGAUAGAGAAACUCCUGAGAAAUAUUAUAAAGCAAAAAAAUGAAGCCUAAAUGAUUAGAUGAUCAGGCAGAAGCAUAAACUGUACACUGCAUAUGGAACAUAUUUUUGUAUGUUUUUUCUCUUGGCUUUAAUGUCAUGCAAGAUGAUUAAUACUCCCUCCGUUACUAGAAAAGUGCUACUUUCAUUUUUUUCAUUUUAGUCCAAGAAUGGGUCAAAUUGAAAAAGUGAAAGUAACACGUUUCCAGAAAUAAAUGUAAUAUAAGUUAGUAUUAAAUGGCUUUAUGAUCAAUAAGCACACCA